UGGCCGAUGUCGAAGUUAAAAAUCUUUGGAUAGUUUAUCGAAAUAUUAUGCGUCAAACAAUGAAAUUUUUACAAGCUGACAAUCAGCGAAUGGCUGAAUUUAAAUAUUUCUUUUAUCGCUCUUUUCCAUCAAAACACUGGGAUGAUAAUAUUGUUGAAAUCCUUACGAAGUUGGAACAAACUCAAAUCAUUAGUAUUGAUCAUCUCGAAGUUUUGCGAAGUUUUCUUGAAGACUGUGAAGAUGCGGGUCUUCUAUUGCGUAUGGUUGAAGACUUUCAAUUUUUAAACAAAAUUUUGAAAAGUAUUUGCCCUCAAAAAGAUCAUGUUUGGCUUGCAAGUCCACCAGUAAAGAUUGCAAAGUUUUGGCCAUCAGAAGAUUUCAAAAUUUUUUUAAGGCAGUUGGAUCGACAAAUGAACGAAUUUCCAAAUAUUUCAAUCAGUGAUGUGUACAGCCAGGCUACCCAAAGAAUCAAGAAAGUUGCUGCAGAAAGACAAGAUCAUGCAUCUUCCUGGGAGGCUAUGUUCAUUGCAGAACAUUUAAUGAGAAUCUACUCUUGAAUUGUUUUAAGACUUAAUACAUGAAUUACAGUCUUUGUGUGAAAAAUUAUUAGAAUUAUAAUGUUUAAGUAACCAUUUUAAUAUAACAUAACCAAACACAACGUGCAGUGCAACAGAACAGAAUAAGAAUACUAAUGAGAUAGGAUGUUAAUAUAAGACAAACAUCGUAAUAUAAACAUAAGUGUUAGUGCCAAAGUCCAUGAUCAAUUAUCCAAUCAUGUAUCAUCAUUAUAGAUAUAAAGUUCCUGUAUCAUAUUACUCUAAUAAUAGGUUUAUCCUAAUAAAAAUGUGAACAUUUAAAAAAA
Molecule: messenger RNA, 862 nt
Organism: Xenia sp. Carnegie-2017
Lineage: Eukaryota; Metazoa; Cnidaria; Anthozoa; Malacalcyonacea; Xeniidae
Exons: 2
Coding region: 48-557 (169 amino acids)
Source: RefSeq, a predicted model, not a curated record